This is a messenger RNA of Xenia sp. Carnegie-2017, 824 nucleotides long. Its product is annotated as ankyrin repeat domain-containing protein 45-like. The record is from RefSeq and is a predicted model, not a curated record. The transcript has 4 exons. Lineage: Eukaryota; Metazoa; Cnidaria; Anthozoa; Malacalcyonacea; Xeniidae. Bases 52 to 690 code for a protein of 212 amino acids. Gene Ontology annotation, molecular function: protein binding.
GAUAUCACACAUGACAACGUGUAAACAACAAGCUGUUUGUUCGAAGCAGAAAUGUCUAUUUUUAUUGAAUUAGUUUGCAGUGGAAAUACGGAUAGAAUAAGAGAAUAUUUUGAAGAGUCAGUGGAUCAAGUGGCAAGUCUUGAAAUAUUUUUAAAUAAGCGAGAUGAAAGAGGGAAGACACCGUUAGAUUAUGCUGCAAUGUUGGGCAGAGAGGAGACUUUGAAAUAUUUGAUAGAGAAUGGAGCGAAUCCUAAUUCCCACUCAACAAGAGGUUAUACAGCAUUACAUCAUGCUGCGUCAUGGGGCCACCUCAACUGUGUUAAGAUUCUUGCAAAUUGUGGAACUGAUCUAUUGAUGAGGAAUGCUAAUGGUGAGUUUGCACGUGAUGUGGCUGCAAGAUAUGAAAAGAAGGACUGUGUAGAAUUUUUGAAACGGGCUGAGGCAAUUGCAUCUUUGCGAAAGGCAAUAAAAAAUAUUAAAGGCUUAUUGACUGAUCCUGAGAAGAAUCUUGGACGUUUAAAUAAAGAAGAUAAAGUGACAGGCAACAAAUUUUGUGAUGAAAAGAAUAUAUGGCUAAUGACACACAAAGAUACUGCUUCUGUGGAACUCAUAUUGAGGAAAAAAGAUGAACUAUAUGAAUCAUUAAGGAAAGUAUUCAUAAAGCUUCAAUAUUUAGAUGAAUUUACGUAAAAUAUGCAUUGUCAUAAGUAAGAUCAAUGAGUGUAGUAUAUAAUUCGAAAUCGCGCAUAAGACCGAAAUUUAACAUAAAUGGCGUGCAUGUUAAUAUGUUAAUAGUAUAUCAAAAUAUAGAGAUCAGUUGAUGA